AUGAAAAAUUUUGAAAGAACAUUACCAAAUUAACUUGGUCAAAAAAUUUAUAAUAAAGCUGAUUAAUUCGAUACAGGAAUUGGAAAACUUGAGAGAGCUUACUCUUUUAAUUAAGCUUUGGAAAAUUAUCCCAACCAUGAUUAAAGCAAUGAUAAUAUAAGGGAAACAAAUCCAAAAAUAUUUGGGAACUCUUAAGAAAUUAGUCGAAUAGAUGGUGAUCAUGGAAGUUUUUAGGAUUUAUGUGAUAAUGUCACAGACCCUUUAUCAAGUAUCAAGAGAUAAACUUUAUUUGAUAAUGAAAGUGUUCAAGAAUCGAAUUAUAAAGUUUAAAACAAAAUAAAAUCUGUAGUGAGCCAUUUUCAAAUUCAUUAAUCUGAUUCAUCUGAAUAAAUGAAGGGUAUCAUGACAAUUCUAUAAACUUUAAGCAUCUUCAGUUUUUCAUAAAGUUUAUAAUAUUCCUCAAUAUAAUUUGUUUAUGGAAAAAAUAAAAAUUUAAGGUUUUUUGAAUAAAACAUUUAAAUUUCAUUGGAAUCUUAAAAGCACUUCAUCAAUCAAAUUUAUUCAAACCAAUAAAAGUUAAUUAAAAAUAAUGACACAGCAGAGUUUAAAUCAUUUUUUUCUUUUAGUAAAAAUGUUGGUAUAAUUUCAAAAAGCAAAUCAUUUUAUUUUAAAGAAAUAAAAGAACAAAGAUCACAUUAUGUAUAUUUUAUUAUAAACAGGUGUAUGACAUCAAAUUAUAAACGCUUUAGCUUAAACAAAUCGAGCCUUAACUAUCAGAAAUCCCUCUAAUUGAUCCAAUUGUAGAUAAAUAAAAAAAAAGAUUAUUAGAAGAAUAAAAAUAAAAGGAGGUGAAAAUAAAUUCUCUCUAAGAUAACCAAAAAUAAAUUGAAUAAAAAUUCAACUUAGACUUUACAAAAUUAUUCUAGCAAGUAGAUGAGAGCAUAAUUCAACCAUAAUACAACAAUUUGCAGAAACCUUUUAAUAUUCAAAAUUAAAAUUUUUUGACAAAUCCAAAUAUUUUUAAUAACUUUACAAAUUCUAACCCAUUUUCGAAUAUCCUUAAUAAUAACCAAUAAGGUUUUGUUUAAACAAAUUUCAAUACUAUGAGUAAUACUUUGCCUUUAACAAAAAAUUCACUCGAUUCAAAUAAAAGCAAAUCAUAUAACACAAGAAGUGGACGAAGCUGA
Messenger RNA from Paramecium primaurelia, 1187 nucleotides. Lineage: Eukaryota; Ciliophora; Oligohymenophorea; Peniculida; Parameciidae. The record is from the annotation of a GenBank genome assembly.